Dracunculus medinensis (Guinea worm) is the source of this 1509-nucleotide messenger RNA. NCBI's taxonomy places the organism in Eukaryota, Metazoa, Nematoda, Chromadorea, Rhabditida, Dracunculidae. The record is from the annotation of a GenBank genome assembly.
AUGGAAUUUCGACACAGCAUAAUUGGUUUCAGAUCACCGAUGGUACAACGCUACGAUGGUUAUUAUGAUCAUUACUCGAGUGAUACAAGCAGCCAAGAUGCUCGUUCCGGAUCUAUAACACCGAUUGUAGAUAAAGAAGCAAGGUUUCGUAUGGAAACAAUGGAAAGGCAGUUAGCUGGUCUAUCUUCACUUGUACAUUCAGCACUUGUCAGUAAAGGAAUGAGUGAAAGCAGCCAACGAGACAUGCAAGAACUUCGGCGACAAAUAUUCGCCCUUCAUCCAGAUGUGAGUUCAAGCAGUGUGUUAAGCACUACGGAUCCAUCAUUACCCGAUUCCUCAUCAGUGAACGGCGAAACGCAACGACAACUUAUAAAUUUAAAACGGCAAGCAAAUGAAAUUCACAAUCAAUUAAAACAAAUACGAAGAAAUUUUGAAAUGAGCUCACAAGAUGCUCAAAAUGUACUUCAUAAUGCAUUUGAAAAAAUCCAAAAGCAUCUGAUAAACCAUAUGAAAAUAUUGGAAACAUCAAAAUACGAAAAUUUUUUAAAAAAUGAGCGAACGGAUCAUAUAACAAACAUUAAUGCACUUCAGAAAUCAAUUCAAUUAUUCGAAGAGGACGUAGAAGACAUUAGAAAAUUGGUUCUGAAUACAAAUAGAAAGCUUAAAAUAACCGAAGUUGAAGCAUUCACUCAGUCUUUAACUAAAAUUGGACGGAAUGCGGCUCGAUUAAAAACACAAUUUCCUGAACUUCAACGACAAAUUGAAGCAAAUAUUAAAAGAAAUAUGGAAAAAGUUGUUGAAGAGGAACGGUUUUUAAAAGAAGAACCAAAGCAAAUCGACCACUGUUUACACCGCUGUAAAGCAUUAGCUAAUAUGAUGGUUACAAUGAAGAAGUUGGCAAUGUUACAAGAUCCAGACAUUAAUAACACUUAUAAAUAUGAGCUGAAUAAAACUGGAUCAUCAACGAAAACAGAGAAUGGCAGUCCUACCGGAUAUCCAGUCAUAGAUCCACUGACGAAUCGAAUCAAUGAAAGAGAUGAAAUUAGCGUUGUAUCCUCAGGGAGAACAGAAAACUUACCGGUCGAAUUUCAGAGAGAAAUAGAAGGACCCGAUCAACCGCCACCUGUACCACCUUCGCCAACAAAUUACAACGUUCCAUCGACAAGCGAAAAAGGCGAACCUCAUGUAUUGGAUACAAUACUAGAUGAAUUAACCAAUACUAUGACGCGAGACCAAAAAGCAAAAUCACCAAAUGCGAUGACAAAAGCUGCUCCACCAAAACCUCCUGAAAGAUUUUCAACACCUGAUGCUCGCAAUCGUUUCACUCGUUCACAGAUAGAAGAAAUGCAACGCCGUGUGAUGCAUUCCGUCUCACCAAUUCAAGGACUUGCUGUUCAAGCGACAUAUUUUGCAAAUGGACGAACGCCAAAAGAAGCACUGGUUCAUUCUCAAUCAGCUCCAUCAACUUACUCACGACAAACAAAUGAGAACAAUAACACGAGACACUAA